This is a messenger RNA of Paramecium pentaurelia, 328 nucleotides long. Lineage: Eukaryota; Ciliophora; Oligohymenophorea; Peniculida; Parameciidae. The record is from the annotation of a GenBank genome assembly.
AUGAAUCCUUUCAAUUAAGAGGGAUUCAUAUCUGUAUAAAUAUUUUAUAUUAUAGGAAUCUGAUUAAGAGAGUGACCGUCUUUCAAAUUUAGAUUCACAUGGACUUUCACCAAUCAUGAAAUCUCUUUCUAUUUAAUAUCAGGAAGAAUCGUUUGAACUUCCUGUCCAAUUAAAUAUAAUGAAAUCCUAUGAUUUACUAUGUCAGAAAAAUUAUUUCCAUAAUUUAAAAAUCAUUAUUAGCGUAUAGAUCAUCCUUAUCACAAUUGUUCCCUUAAUUAUAAAGAAUAAAUUGCAGCAAAUAAUCUCGAGAAGCAUAAGCAUGGCUUGA